This is a messenger RNA of Histoplasma mississippiense, 276 nucleotides long. RefSeq lists its product with no specific name. The transcript has 3 exons. NCBI's taxonomy places the organism in Eukaryota, Fungi, Ascomycota, Eurotiomycetes, Onygenales, Ajellomycetaceae. The coding region runs from base 1 to 276 and encodes 91 amino acids. The record is from RefSeq and is a predicted model, not a curated record.
AUGGAUAGGAAGGGUUUUGUUGCUGUUGAAGUCGGGCAGUUUGCCGUGUCGAUCACUGGACCUGGAACAGAGCCUCAGAUCAGAGCUUCAAUUGUCGAGACGAGCAUGCUUCCGUUAGACUUGCAGAGAAUCGAAUCCUGCCUGGUGAAGGACGGCCGUGGAAAAAGGCAAAGAGAGAAUGCAAGAAGAGAGAACGGUGGAACCACGAAGCGGUCAAUUGGAGAAUUGAAUUGUAUCGAGGGUGAAAAGUUGGUUCAGGGGCAGGCGAGGACGUGA